AAACCCACUUGGCUGCGCCUCAUUCUUUAUUCUUAUUCGAUUCAUACCCGAUAUGAGUGUAAAUUUCAUCAAGGAGAAAAGGUCUCGGAUAAAUCGAGAAGAGAGUAUCCCGUCGUCGACGACUUUGCAAAACUUCCAGUGAUCUUUUACAAUACUUUUGGUAUAGCUCCCUAUGGAACUGAAACUGGAACUAGCCUUUGGUUUCAUCUCUUUUUUUUGCUGAUAAUCGUCAACACGAUGGUAGUUCUCACAACGGAAGUUCAUUUUAUGGUGAAAACAUUUCGCGAAAUCGAUAAUUUUUUUGAGGGUAGCAUUUUAUUGGGCUACAUAUCUUUCUCGGUUGUGGGCAUUUUAAAAAUAUUUACAGUGCAGAUUAAAAAGCCAAAGUUGACCAGUCUGGUGCGAAAGUUAGAGGCUUGCUUCCCGCCUCCCAACGAAAAGGAGCAGGAGCAGUAUGAUGUGAAGUUCUACCUGAAACAAUGCCAUCUUUACACCAAGGGAUUUGGAGGUCUCCUCACGGUUAUGUGCGUGGUCCACACCCUGACUCCCGUAAUCAUACAUAUUUUUAAGAAAUGGUGGCUCCACUUGUCGGAUGCUGAACAGCAGCUACCUUUUUUCAAUUUUGCGCCUUGGGAAUGGCGCAACAGCUGGAGAUUCUAUCCAACCUAUCUUCUCCAGUCGCUUGCCGGCUAUACUACAACCUGUGGAGACAUAUCCGGUGACCUUAUGAUCUUUGCCGUGGUGUUCCAGGUCAUCAUGCACUACGACAGACUGGUCCAGGCCCUCAGGGAGUUCAAGAUUCAGAAUCAUUGCCAAGUCGAUGGAGCUUAUGAGGAUCAAAGGGCGUUGCGGUGCUUAAUCGCCUUCCACAUCGAUAUACUCGGUAUCACCGACGUAAUGAACGACGUCUUUGGAAUUCCCCUGCUGUUGAACUUUAUGGUCUCUUCGCUGCUCGUUUGCCUAGUGGGUGUUCAAUUAACCGUCGAAUUCCACCCCGAGUAGUUUUGUAAGCAAUUGCUACUACUAGUUUCAGCACUGGUGGAGAUAUAUCUCAUCUGCUCCUUCAGCCAAAAGCUGAUUAAUGCGAGUGAAAACGUGGAACUUGCAGUUUACGAUAUGAAUUGGAUCGCGGCAGACGUUCGAUGCCGAAAAAUGCUCAUUUUAGCACUGCGGGCACAGUAGCCUGUCUGCCUGAAAGCUACAGCACUUCUAAAAGUAUCUAUGAAUACUAUGAGCUCCUUUCUUAGCUUGUCGUACAGGUUCUUUUGCGUCAUUCAAAUGAUGUAUAAGUAA
This is a messenger RNA of Drosophila elegans, 1293 nucleotides long. It is a transcript of the gene Or67a, whose product is annotated as odorant receptor 67a. The annotation marks the transcript as partial. The transcript has 4 exons. Lineage: Eukaryota; Metazoa; Arthropoda; Insecta; Diptera; Drosophilidae. Gene Ontology annotation, molecular function: odorant binding; olfactory receptor activity. The record is from RefSeq and is a predicted model, not a curated record. Gene Ontology annotation, biological process: sensory perception of smell; detection of chemical stimulus involved in sensory perception of smell. Gene Ontology annotation, cellular component: plasma membrane.